This is a messenger RNA of Girardinichthys multiradiatus, 3308 nucleotides long. RefSeq names its product SMAD family member 5 (gene smad5). Gene Ontology annotation, molecular function: I-SMAD binding; DNA-binding transcription factor activity, RNA polymerase II-specific; RNA polymerase II cis-regulatory region sequence-specific DNA binding. Gene Ontology annotation, biological process: transforming growth factor beta receptor signaling pathway; SMAD protein signal transduction; BMP signaling pathway. Gene Ontology annotation, cellular component: heteromeric SMAD protein complex. The coding region runs from base 923 to 2350 and encodes 475 amino acids. Lineage: Eukaryota; Metazoa; Chordata; Actinopteri; Cyprinodontiformes; Goodeidae. The transcript has 8 exons. The record is from RefSeq and is a predicted model, not a curated record.
CGGAAUCCAGAGACUGAAUGGAGAGCCCGCAUUCCUAACAGUACGCUCUCCGUGAGAAGAGUUUUGUCUGCGGAAACGGGAGCAAAUCUGGAGGAGCUCGUUGGAUUAAUUAAAACUAAACGGAUUAGCAACGCGGGAAUUGUUGAAGUCUCGAACAACUGACAACAAAGGGCAACAAUACAACAAACCACAUAGCUCCAGACUGAGUGGAGCCAGCAGCAACUUGUGCGAGAGAGACGUUUCACAGCCUCAACACGACCACCUUGUCUCCUGGAUCUGGAGGACACGGCGUGAGGAGAGAAGAGUCAGCAGAACCGAAGCAUAAUUUACAAGUAGAGAAGUUGGGACUGUGGAUUAAAUAUUCACAAGAACGACCAUAUGUAUGGAUUGUGAACUUUCUGUAAUGAAGCGUGGGAGAUCAGAACACUAACGCUACAGUGUGUGGGAAGGCAGCCUCCAGCGGAGCUGGGAGUGUUUGAGCAAUGUUGGCUUCCUUUUAAAACGUGUGUCAGACAUUUGCUGGUGAGACCUGCUGCUGCAUUCUGAUCUCAGCUCCCUCCAUUUGCACCCCCUCCUCUUCCCAUCAUCUGUGGUGACCCUUCUCCGGACAGCUUGCUGGAGGGCCCUUCCUGACCAGGAGCAGCUGCGUCCUGCUUGCUGACUCCCAUUCCUCCCUUGCUUCCUGUCCUUGGUCAGACAAGGCCUCCUCUCCUCUCACCCCACCCAUCAUCUUUACUGGCCUCCCGUUCUCUGGGACAUUUGUAUUCACACCCUCAAGCUGCUUGAUUUGUUGAUCACACUUGCAGCUUCUUUUAGAGUACGUUUGUUGUUUGGAGAUCAUCAGCAGGGGAUUUUUUAAACACUUUGGACAAACCUGGACUGACCAAGAAUCCUCCGUUUCAACUAUUUCACAGCUGGCAGCAUGACCUCUAUGUCAAGUCUGUUCUCUUUUACCAGUCCAGCAGUCAAACGGCUGCUCGGCUGGAAGCAAGGAGACGAGGAGGAGAAAUGGGCAGAAAAGGCAGUGGAUGCGCUUGUGAAGAAGCUAAAGAAGAAGAAGGGCGCCAUGGAGGACCUGGAGAAAGCCUUGAGCUGUCCUGGACAGCCCAGCAAAUGUGUUACCAUUCCAAGAUCCCUGGACGGUCGCCUCCAGGUUUCACACAGGAAAGGUCUCCCUCAUGUUAUCUACUGUCGAGUGUGGCGCUGGCCGGACCUGCAGUCCCACCAUGAGCUCAAGCCUCUUGAGGUGUGCGAGUACCCGUUUGGCUCCAAACAAAAGGAGGUCUGCAUCAACCCAUAUCACUACAAGCGAGUGGAGAGCCCUGUGCUGCCACCUGUCCUGGUACCAAGGCACAGUGAAUUCAACCCACAACACAGCUUGCUUGUACAGUUCCGCAACCUCACCCAUAACGAGCCACACAUGCCCCUGAACGCCACUUUUCCAGACUACUUCCCGCAGCCGCACAGUGGCGGCAAUAACAGCAAUGGAGGCGGCGGAGGAGGAGGUGGCGGCGGCGGCGGUGGCUCUUUUCCCAUUUCUCCCAAUUCUCCUUAUCCUUCUUCUCCAGCCAGCAGCGGUACCUAUCCAAACUCUCCUGCCAGCUCAGGGCCCUCCAGUCCAUUCCAACUCCCAGCUGACACCCCGCCCCCAGCCUACAUGCCCCCAGAGGAGCAGUUGGGCCAGGAGAGCCAGUCCAUGGAAACGAGCAACAGCAGCAUACCUAGAGACGUGCAACCAGUGGAGUACGAGGAGCCGAGCCACUGGUGCUCUAUCGUCUACUAUGAACUUAACAAUCGUGUUGGAGAGGCCUACCACGCCUCGUCAACCAGCGUGCUUGUGGAUGGCUUCACUGAUCCGUCCAACAACAAGAACCGUUUCUGCCUCGGACUGCUGUCCAACGUCAACCGCAAUUCCACAAUUGAGAACACCCGCAGGCACAUCGGCAAAGGAGUGCACCUUUACUAUGUGGGAGGAGAGGUGUAUGCAGAGUGCCUCAGCGACACCAGCAUUUUUGUCCAGAGUCGUAACUGUAAUUACCACCAUGGCUUCCAUCCCACCACUGUGUGCAAGAUCCCAAGUGGAUGUAGCCUGAAGAUUUUUAACAACCAGGAAUUUGCUCAGCUUCUGGCCCAGUCAGUGAAUCAUGGUUUCGAGGCCGUGUAUGAGCUCACAAAGAUGUGUACUAUCAGGAUGAGCUUUGUCAAGGGCUGGGGAGCAGAAUACCACCGACAGGAUGUCACCAGCACCCCCUGCUGGAUCGAGGUGCAUCUGCAUGGGCCUCUGCAAUGGCUGGAUAAAGUGCUGACACAGAUGGGUUCACCUCUCAACCCCAUCUCCUCUGUGUCCUAAUAACAGACUUCUGGGAGAUUAGAAGGCCUUUUACCUUUCUGUUUUCUUUUAUAUUGUUUCUUGUUUUUUUACCCACCCCCUCCUUUUUGCAUUAUUUGUAAUUUAAAGCUGUCUUAAUGGCUGAACUGUUUACACUUACCUUGGGAAGGGAUCUAAAACUCUGGCAGGAAAUGUAUCAACAGUCUCAGCCAGAAUCCACUUCAUUUAUAUAUAAAAAAAACAAGCUAAUGUUGAAAGAAAACAGCUGGAGAAAGAGUGGAAUGAGGGAACUCGUGUUACAUCAACAACAUGGACACACUACUGCUCCACAAUGCUGCAAUAUUGAAGAAUUUAGGCCUGAAUCUCUCAAAGGAUAAUUACACUUUGGUUACAUUGGGUUUUUUUUGUUGGUUUUUUUGAAAAAUGAUUUUUAUUUCUUUAUUUGUAGUUUAUAAUUAAGCAGAAUUGUUUCACUACUCUGCUUUGUCUGCCGGAGAAUUUGAAAUUUAUGAAACACUUUUCUUACAUUGUUGUCUCUAUGUCAGUUAUAUCAGUUAAGAUAUAGACACAAUUAUGUUUACCAUUAAAUUCUGAUAUAACAAAUGCUUUUUUAUAGUCUCUACUGCUAGAAAUGAACACUGAGCUACUGCUUCUAAGAAAGGUCUGUAUGCCAAUGUGAUAGUUGUUUUUUUCUUUUUAUAUGGGAGAUCACUGAACAAGUUUAACAUGCCAUAAGCUAACAUUGUUACAUCUGUUGCCAUAGAGGUAGGUAUUGUGAAACCACAAACUGAGCACCAUCAUUAUCGAGGCUUGUUUGUACUCUCAAGUUUAAGUAAAAGUGGCUGUAUUUUCCAGACUCACUGUAUUAAUAUUGUGCACUCAUAGAUUUUGUGGAGGCAUAUUAAAUUUUGGCUUGGGUACCAAGGCAUUAUGUUAAUUUACUUUAUUGGCUCAUUGAAAUAAAAAUGAUAUUUGUUAA